AUGUCCGGCUCCACCGUGAGCACCGGUGCCGAGGGUGUGCAGGUCCAUGCCGACGGGGACGUUUCUCGGACGCAAAUCCGCCAACAACCCGAGGGGCUUCCAGGAGCCGACAGCGGGGAAUGUGCCGUCGCCGUGGGGAAGGACGAUGCCGUCGCGGAGAAGCCGGGGACCGCGGGGGGGGCCACGGAAGAGGCGGCAGAGGCGGCAGAGGCUCCGCCAAUGUCCAAGAACGCGCUCAAGCGCCUCCGUCGACAGCAAGCGUGGGAAGACGGUGCGGACGAACGGCGGAAGCGCCGCAAGGAGAAGCGGCACGACCGCAAGGAGAAGCAGCGGGAGGAGCGAGCAGUGCUCGUGGCCCAAGGCGUGGACCCCCGGUCGCUGAUACCGGUAAAGGCGGCGUCGACGGUGGUUCCCGUGACGCUCAUCGUCGACUGCGACUUCGAAGGCUACAUGACGGACAAGGAGCGCAUCUCGCUCUCCAGCCAGGUCACGCGGUGCUACUCGGACAACCGCAACGCGCGGUACAGGUCGCACCUCUGGGUCGCCGGCUGGGGCGGCAAGAUCGAGGAGCGCUUCAACACGAAGCUGCGCAGGCAGCAGGAGAACUGGCGCGGCGUCGGCUUCGUCGCCGGGGAUUUCCUCGCUUGCGCGGCCAAGGCGAGGGAGAGGAUGGCGAAGCAGGGCGGCCAGAUGAUCGAGGCGCUGCGGCGGAGCGUCGACGAACCCCUCUCGUGGCACCGAGACGAGCAGGACCCCUUCCCGCUGCCGCAGCCGGCGCCGGCGCUCGACGACGGGUUCAGGGACGUCGUCUACCUGACGUCGGAGUCGCCGUACACGCUGCAACGGCUCGAGCCGCACACGUGCUACGUCGUCGGCGGUCUGGUGGACAAGAACCGUGAAAAGGGGCUGUGCUACCGGCGCGCGUGCGAAAGAGGCAUCCGCACCGCACGCCUGCCCAUCGGUCAGUUCAUGGUGAUGCAGAGCCGGCAGGUGCUGGCGACGAACCACGUGGUCGAGAUCAUGCUCAAGUGGCUCGAGCACGAGGACUGGGCCGUCGCCUUCUCGGCCGUCAUCCCCAAGCGCAAAGGCGGCAAGCUCAUCGGCGACGGCGAGGUCGAGGUCGAGGCCGACGAGGGAAGGGCCGACGCGGCAGCGGACGGCGGAGAGGACGUCGACGACGAGGGACCGGGCAAGGAGACGUUGGACGCGACGGAGACGGCACGAGUCGCCGAGGUCGCGGGCGAUGCAGACGCUCGUGCCGACGGUGACGGUGACGGUGACGCGGGACACGAUGAAUAG
Drechmeria coniospora is the source of this 1299-nucleotide messenger RNA. Its product is annotated as tRNA -methyltransferase. The coding region runs from base 1 to 1299 and encodes 432 amino acids. Gene Ontology annotation, molecular function: tRNA binding. The record is from RefSeq and is a predicted model, not a curated record. Lineage: Eukaryota; Fungi; Ascomycota; Sordariomycetes; Hypocreales; Ophiocordycipitaceae. Gene Ontology annotation, cellular component: nucleus. Gene Ontology annotation, biological process: tRNA N1-guanine methylation. The transcript has a single exon.